Molecule: messenger RNA, 366 nt
Organism: Staurois parvus
Lineage: Eukaryota; Metazoa; Chordata; Amphibia; Anura; Ranidae
Source: the annotation of a GenBank genome assembly
CACUGAUCAUCAGGGCACUGAUGAUCAGUGUGCCCCGAUGAUUAGUGUAGCCCCAUCAGUGCCAGCUGUCAGUGCUCAUCAAUGUUACCUGCCAGUGCCCAUCAGUGCCACAUCAAUGCCACAUAUCAGUUCCUACCAGUGUACAUCAAUGCCACAUAUCAGUGGCCAUCUGAGCUGCCUUUCAGUGCCACCUAUCAUUGCCAGCCAGUGCCACCUAUCAGUGCUGUCAAUCAGUGCCGCCUAUCAUUGCCAGUCAGUGCCACCUAUCAGUGCACAUCAAUGCCGCCUAUCAGUGCCCGUCAUCAGUGCCACCUAACAGUGCCAGUCAGUGCUGCCUGUCAGUGCCACCUAUCAGUGCUGCCUAUC